CUGAUCUGAGCCACGUGAUCAGAGUCAUGCGGAAGCGGCUGGUUGCCUAGGAGACCGGGGGAAAAGGCGCGAAAAGAGCUUUGCGGAGAAGGACUGAGGAAUGGAAGAAGCCAUGGAUUCCUCUCAACCAGGUGUUACACAGAUUCAGGAAAUACUGCUGGCCAUGCAGAAGAAUUUGGAAUGCCCAAUAUGCCUGGAGAUAAUGAAAGCACCAGUUUCAGCGCAUUGUGCCCACGUUUUUUGCAGGUUCUGCAUACUGAAGCUUCUCGAACAAAAUAAAGGUGCAACCAAGUGUCCGCUCUGCAAUGGAAACAUCUCCAAAAAAACUCUACAGGAAGAUGUCCGGUUUAAACUCGUCAUCAAAGGUGUGAUGGAAGCCAUUGGUGCUUUGGAGCGCGAUACCGGAUUCAGUUCCGCAGGGGAUCAUCAGAAAAUGGUGGAAACUGCUUCUGCUACAGCCUUGCAGGAAAAACAGACCACCGUCGAAAGUAAAGGCUACAGAGGCAGACAGAACGGAGAGGAGAAGGCAGAAAAGAGAAACAGCGCCUUGCAGUGCAGAAACUCCCAUUCGCCAGCUCCCAACAGAACGGCCACAAGGUGCUCCUUGAGAAAGAAAAGCAAUUCCAGUAAAACUGUCUGCUUUGAAAUAGGGUCAGACUCAUCAGAAGAUCACUUUCAGAAGAUAGGCACGGUCCGGCGUGUGGGUCUGAGAAGCGGUUCUUGGUCUCCGAAUGGUGAAAGACAUUCUCAGAAGCCAAGCCAUAGCCCACGUCAUGCACAGUUUCAGGAGCCAAAUGGGGAAGAUGUGGUUCUGUUGGGCACCCCAGAUGUGCUUGACUUGUCCGAGGCAGCACUGGGCCGCCCAGAAGGCCUGCGAGCCAGCACAAGAAGCGGGGGUGCCCUUAAAGAAGAUGAGGCCAUGGAGGAGAGGCAAGACUUGUCUCUUCCAGUUCCCUGCCUGGGAAGGCACAGAGUCUCCAGCUCCACUCAGGAGGGCGUCCCUUGUUCUUUACCCAGCGUGGAAAGAUCUCACCUGGCCAACGAAGCCGCAGAUCCCUCCCCAAAUAAACAAGUAGGUAACAAGGUGGAAAUGGUUGAUAUGCUGCAGCCGGCUGGAAGUGCACAAGUUUGUGACCUUGUGCGUGAAGAUGAGGAAGAGCUGCCCCCUGCCUUCCCAAGAAGUCCUCUGAGUCCGCUCUCUGGGGCGGCUCUGAUCCAGAGCAUCCAGAAAGUCAACGAGUGGUUUUCAAAGAGCAAGAUCCUCUCUCCCGCCCCUUUGCAAGAGGUUAAUGCUGGGGAGGGGGAUUCAGAUCUGAAGCCACACCUGUCAGGUGUGGACACUCAUCUCUUCCGAAAGACUGAACUGAGGGAAGACCAGUGGGAGGGGGCAGCAGGGUGGAGGGCUGGCAGGCCUUGCCCCAAACUGGUUGCCUCCAGAAUGGUGGAUAAAAUAUUUGGAAGAAGGUACGUGAGGACACGCAAGUCCAACCCCAUUUGCAGUGAGAGGGAAACAAUCCACAUCCCAUCUAAGGAAAACUUCACUGCUGUGAAUACUCAAUCCUCUGAUGCCCCCGUAAGAAAAAUCCCCGCACAAAACAAGCCCACCCCGGACCUCACCUCUGAGUAUGUCACGAAAGAGCAAACCGCGACGGAGGACAGUGAGGGGGCUGGUGGUCACGCAAGUGCUGUUUUGGAAGAAGAUGGCCCUGGUCACGCUGCGGUGGGUGGAACUCCUGAGGGAGCGCAAAGGCCAGCAGAGCAUCCGGAGAAGAAAGGGGCAUCAGGCUGUGAAGUGGAUGCUUCUCCUGUACGCUGUCAUUCGUGCAACAUGCAAAAUCUGAAGAAGGCGAGGCCCUCUUUGAGGCGGAGAAGCCGGCAACCAGGCAGGCCAGCUGGUGCUCUGCAGUUAGCCGUGCAAGAAAGCUCCGGGCCACCUGAGAAGGCCGAGGCGCAAGACGAUGGCCCCCCAAGCAGUGAGGAGCCACAGGAAAACGGCACAGGCCAGACGCCCGUUAGGCGUAGCAAGAGGCUUCUGUCGCGGGCGGAAGAAGAGCACGGGGGGAGCGAGCCAGCAAAGAAGCGAAGGAAGCAGCUGCAUGAGGCAGAGAAGGAGCAAGGAAAGGCCCAAGUGGGAAGCGGGGCUCCCUUGAUAGCAGAAGGCGGACCAGGUGUGUUGCGGGUGGGCCUGGCAGCGGGUGCCCGUAAAGUUUGUGGUGCCUCUCCUGAUGGAAAGAGUUUCCUGAGUGCUGGAUGCCCCACAGAGAGAGACCGUCCUUGUCCUGUUGUCCCUGGUGCCGUUUCCCCAGGCAGUCAUCUUGCGAAGGAGGAACAAAACCACCCAAAAGCCGAGGGGUUGGCAGCAGUGCCUCAAGCCGAGCAGAGUGCUGCAUGUGCCCCUGAGAGACACAGGGUUUGCCCCCGAGAUGUGAGGGGAAGCUGCAGGAGCCCCAGGGCAGGGCAUGAAGCCACAGGGGACGGGGAGCUAAACCUGGGAACUGAUGACAGCGAGCUGGACGCAGCCUUCGUGGGGAAGAUAUUCCGGCUCUGCAAGCGCCAGUCAUUCUCUCUGUGUUCUCCUCCAGCGAAGAGACCUGCCACAGAACCCCAGACAGAACGGAGGGUUGACGGGGUGGAAGGCAGCAGGGCGGCUGCCUGUGUGAAGAAAUCCGCUCCAAGCCCAGCUGGUGUCAGUGAGGACAGGAGGGAAGCCAUCCCCAGCGGUGUGGCCGGUGGCACUGCCCGCCUGAGUCCGGUGCUUCAUCCCUCCCAUUCCUGUGACCCUGGGGAGUUGUCUGAACGUCUCCAGGUCACUUUGCAAGCUCCCUUCCCAGACAGUUCAUGCAAACCAGCUAAGGAGGCUGAGAAUGGAGAUCCUUUGCAGAGUCAACAGCCAGCAAGUGACAAGGGAGAAUCCCCAGGAACGGAGAAAACGUCCGGUGAUUGUAGCUCAGACCUCUGGAGAACGGGCAACUUCCAAGGCACCGGUUUGCCCCCUGCUGACGAGACGAGCUCCCACGCAGGGCCGUCUUUAGAAACGAGACCCGAGAGCGACAGAAAUAAAACUCUGGCUUGCAGCUUCUGCUCAGAACCGAUCCAGCCGCUUCCUGUCGCUCGUCAGCUCUGGCCUCCCGGAAGCGGUAGCGUGGGAAGCGCAGGCGGGGUGAAGGGCACUGGGGAACAAAUUGCCCCGAUGCUCAGCACAGGCGCCUUUGAAGGGCCUUUGGACCGGUCCCCCGAGGAAGAGAUUCCCGGCUUCUCAGUUUUAUCAGACACGCCUGAGGGCUUGCUGGGUCCUGCUACCGACAUCAAAGGACGCUCGCUUAACCCUCCGGAGGUGGGUCUACAGGCAACCUUGGUUGUGUUUACCAGAACUGACCAAGGAGGCCCCCUCAAAGAAGAAGCCUUAGAGUGCAGCAGCAGCAGCAGCAGCAGUUCUGGGUCAGGGCCUGGAGGCCUAGCUCGGGGCUGCCAAAGACGGGUGCCGAAGUUGUCUUCCUCCAGUGAAGAUGAAGAGUUGCAGUGCUUUCAGGCCCUGGUGUCCGGUCAGGCGACAAGCUCACCCUCACAGCCAGCAAAAGAGGCGGAGGCAUCAGCAGGGAUUCUGGCCCAGCAGAGUAGCAGCCAAAGCAGCCCCCAGGGGGGCUAUUUAAGCGAGGAGUCAGAGGGCUCAAUGGACUUGUUUUCUUCUCACUCCCGAGGCUUUGAAGACUUCGCCAGCAAGCUCUGCGGCACAAGACCCUUCACACCAGCUCCCACUGGCCAAAGAAAGGCGAUGACUCCCAGAUCAGCCACUGAACCCCUGGGCGAAAUCUGCAGAGAUGCCGAACAACUGCUUGAUGGACGCCAGGGCUGUAUAAACGCAGAGCCCAGUUUAGGUGAAGCUUUGGGUUGUGACAGCGAAGUGAGCAACCUGGGGGACUCAUCAGGCUUUUCCUCGAAGAGUGAGAUCCUCACCACACAGCAAAAAGAUGCCCUGCAGAGCAACCUGGAGCGGCUCCAACAGGAGAUAUCUGUCAUUGAGGCAGCCCUGAAGGAGGGGGGCCGGGGGGCCUCUGAAGAAGUGUGGCCGCCGCCAGGUGAGGGAAGCGUCCUUGCUGCAGGACGGGUGGGGCCAGCAAGGGAGCUGCCCCUGCUUCAUCUCUUUAAAUUUCUGGGUGUCAUGAUUAACGAGGACCUGACCUGGGGCGGAGACCCAUCUGCCCACGGGGGUUGCAGUGGAACGGAGUCCUGGUGCUCCAGGCGUCCAGAAUGCGAUCUGGCAAGGGACAGGGACAGGGAGCUUGAUAUUUUAGGGUGUGACAAGUCUGGAUUCCUCAGCAUUUUGCCUUCUGAGGAGAGGACAAAUGCAGAGCAGCAUUUGAGCUGGCUUCCGGCUGAAUUGACAGGAUACAGCAAGGUUGAUGGCACGCAUGUCUUCAGCAAUGCUGUUCAUCCGCCAUUUCUUUGGUCUUCCACGGGGGCGGGGGCCUCCAGAGUCAAAGUUUGCAGCAGAAGUCUCCUCCAGUCGCAUAAUGUGCCCGUGCCACCGGAGCCGUGCUUCCCUCGUUUUCUUUGUUACUGGUGUAAUUUGUCCUACGUCUUCGUUUGCCUCCGAGGCCUUGGAGAGGACAAAAAAAGGUAUGCAAAACAACUGAACAGACCGGACUCCUUUGCUGCCGCCCAGCAGCUUUGGGAGCACCUCCACAAUCCUGUCAAAGGCGGUUCUGUGCGGCUCCACGGCAUGAAUUAUGCCUCCGUGGCCAGUCAGCUUCUGCUGCCAGUGCAGAAAGCGGCCACUACAACCCACAAUAAUCCACUACGUGGAAGAUGCCCUACAGCAAAAUUGCACAAAUCCAGCCCAGAAGAGGGCCAUCUUUCUACCACCAGCACAGGCCGUGGAGCAUUCCAUCUGAAACUCCCCUCCGUUUGUGGUAGAGUUCUUCAAAGGGGUCCUGAGAAGUAG
Molecule: messenger RNA, 4942 nt
Organism: Sphaerodactylus townsendi
Lineage: Eukaryota; Metazoa; Chordata; Lepidosauria; Squamata; Sphaerodactylidae
Gene: BRCA1
Product: BRCA1 DNA repair associated
Exons: 17
Coding region: 101-4942 (1613 amino acids)
Biological process (GO): dosage compensation by inactivation of X chromosome; positive regulation of transcription by RNA polymerase II; double-strand break repair via homologous recombination
Cellular component (GO): plasma membrane; BRCA1-A complex; BRCA1-BARD1 complex
Molecular function (GO): ubiquitin-protein transferase activity; metal ion binding
Source: RefSeq, a predicted model, not a curated record